UGUCACCGAGCAGACAAGAAGAACUUCCGGACCAGACAGCCAUCUUCCCAUGUUCUCUCUCUCAUCGUUCCUCUCGAAUUUGUGACUUGUUCACCUUUUCGCUCAUCUUCGACGAUAACCAAACACGUCGCCAUCGAGUACAAGUAGCGAGCUCGCGUCGGCGCAAAGAUGGCGGCCGACCGCCGCGAGGACAAAGAUGGCGAACUCACCGUGCUAGAGGACAUUUUGACGGAAGCGCCGGAUCAGGACGACGAGCUGUACAACCCUCAGACGGAGCGACACAUCACCGAUAAGAAAGGAACGAAGCGGAAGAGCGAGCAUUCAGAGUGCCACGACCGCAAGCGGCUACGGGGCUCCUCCAGCCACGCCCCCUCCAGGUCGUCUUCGGCCAAUAAGCGAGGCUCGGGGGCGCCCCUCUCCUCCUCGUCCUCCAAGAGGUCGGCGAGCAGUCCUCACAGACGCCACGUCAGCGGCUACCGCGGCGGCGACUACGACGAGCGAAAGAGCCGCCGAGGGAUGAAAGACGCCGGCGGGCGCAGCCGCGGAGGCGAGAGAGCCAGAUGCAGACGCUCGCCCAGGGACGCCGCCAAGCAGAAGCGCUCCAGCAGCCCCUCCCACCAUCCGGAGGACAACCAAUCGGAGGAGGAGGCGGCGCCGGAGUACGCGUCGGAGCAGCUCUCCGGAGGCUCCUCCCCGGCCGCCGCCGCCGCCGCCACCUCGCACGACGAAGAGCAAGAAGAGGAGGAGGUGGUGGAAGAAGAGGAGGGUGAGGAGGACGAGGAAGAGGAGGGGGACGGCGAGGAGGAGGAGGAGGGGGAGGAGGAAGAUGAGGAGGAGGAAGGCGGGAAGGAAGAGGAAGGCGAGGACGAGGAGGAGUACGAGCGGCGCGCCGAGGGCAACGACUACGACACGCGCAGCGAGGCGGGAGAUUCCCGCUCGGCCUCCUCCGUCACUUUCUCCGACGGCGAGUCGGCACGCUCGGCCUCGGACGCGUCAGGUUCCCAGAAGAAGCGGGAGAAGCUUUCGUCGUCGGUGCGCGCUGUUAAUCCCACCAGCAACCUUCGCUACAUCCUGCGCGACUCGCGCUUCUUCGUCAUCAAGAGCAACAACCACGAGAACGUCUCGCUGGCCAAAGCCAAAGGCGUGUGGUCCACGCUGCCUGUCAACGAGAAGAAGCUGAACGCGGCUUUCCGCUCGGCUCGCAGCGUCAUCCUGGUCUUCUCCGUAAGGGAGAGCGGAAAGUUUCAAGGUUUUGCCCGCUUGGCUUCCGAGUCUCUUCACGGCGGCUCGCCCAUCCACUGGGUGCUUCCGGCCGGCAUGAACGCCAAGAUGCUGGGUGGCGUCUUCAAGAUCGACUGGCUGUGCAGGCGGGAGCUCCCCUUCACAAAGACGGCUCACCUUUCCAAUCCCUGGAACGAGCACAAGCCCGUCAAGAUCGGACGUGACGGACAAGAAAUCCAGCCAGACGUGGGCGCCCAGCUGUGCGCGCUGUUCCCGUUGGACGAAAGCGUGGACAUCCACCAGGUGGCCCGGCGCGUUCGCCACAAGCGUGAGACCCCUCCGGAAACGCGACCCCGCGGCCGCCCGCCGCUGCGCGAGCCGGGAAGGCGUCGUCUCCAAGAGUACGACCUCCACGGCAGGAAGCGACCUCGGGCCGAGUGUCCGGACUUCGACCAGCGAUCAGGCUUCAUCCCGGACCUGCGUGAGCAGCCCGUGGACAGGCGCUUUACCAACGUGAGGCGGGACAUUUUCCUCAACGGGGUGAGUGGCAAAGGUCGCGGCCGGCCGCAAGCGUCGGCGCUGGCUAACGGGGCUUGUGUUUCCCGCCAGUCUUACGACUACAUGAGAGACUAUCAGCACAACGUGGGACCGCCGCCUCCUUGGCAGACCCUGACAACGUACCCCGGCGUGGAGGCGCCCGCCCCCCACCACCCUCCAUACUACCACGCCCCGCCGCCCCUGCACCAGGCCUAUCACCACCAUCAUCAUCACCCCGUGCCGCCGCACGAGGCCCCGCCCCCUCGCUUCCGAGACAAACAGCGAGCGGCGGCGGUGCCGCAUCGCGCCUUUGCGUCCAGUCCGCACGACUACGACAUGCGCGUGGACGACUUCCUGAGGCGGACGCAGGCGGUGGUGAGCAGUCGGCGGGAACGCGAGCGGCAGCGCGAGCGAGCGCCGCCGAGGCGAGAGCGACCUAGAGAGCGAGAGCGGGACAAGGAGCGGGGCCGCUACCGCAGAUGAGUGAAGAGAAGUGACAUCACGGAAGAAAAAUGGGGCCGCUUUGCAACUGAACGGAUUGCUGUCCGUCACCUCCGCUUGUUUUAUUGCAAAAUGCCUGUCCCUGCCUGGCCAACACCAAAUAAAUGACUUGUGUUCUUUCACGUAA
Molecule: messenger RNA, 2386 nt
Organism: Syngnathus typhle (broad-nosed pipefish)
Lineage: Eukaryota; Metazoa; Chordata; Actinopteri; Syngnathiformes; Syngnathidae
Gene: ythdc1
Product: YTH N6-methyladenosine RNA binding protein C1
Exons: 16
Coding region: 169-2241 (690 amino acids)
Biological process (GO): mRNA splicing, via spliceosome; regulation of alternative mRNA splicing, via spliceosome
Cellular component (GO): nucleoplasm
Molecular function (GO): N6-methyladenosine-containing RNA reader activity; mRNA binding
Source: RefSeq, a predicted model, not a curated record